This is a messenger RNA of Glarea lozoyensis ATCC 20868, 351 nucleotides long. RefSeq lists its product as uncharacterized. The record is from RefSeq and is a predicted model, not a curated record. The transcript has a single exon. Bases 1 to 351 code for a protein of 116 amino acids. Lineage: Eukaryota; Fungi; Ascomycota; Leotiomycetes; Helotiales; Helotiaceae.
AUGCCUCCACCAAUCCUAUCCUCCCCCUUCCGAACCCUCCCCAAAGCAAACCCACUGUCCAACAUCCCCUUUUCAAACCGAGGAAUCUUCAACGUCCAAAUCCCACAACCACAGGACACAAAGUCCAGUACGAGUGAGCUUCCGGAGAGGAUGGUGAGUGGGGAGUUGAAUCCUUGGGGUAAGAGGCAGAUGAAGGAGGGGAAAGCGACUGAGAUUGAGGUAAAAGAGGAUGUUGAAAUAAUGAAAGAGGAAAAGAAGAGGGAGGAUGAGGAAAGAGAAGAGGGAAAAGAGGAGGGAGGGAGGGAGGAGAAUUGGUUUAGUCGUUUUGAGAGGAGUAGGAGGAUGAGAUGA